This is a messenger RNA of Nerophis lumbriciformis (worm pipefish), 2219 nucleotides long. RefSeq lists its product as uncharacterized. Gene Ontology annotation, molecular function: RNA polymerase II cis-regulatory region sequence-specific DNA binding; DNA-binding transcription factor activity. Gene Ontology annotation, biological process: regulation of transcription by RNA polymerase II. Lineage: Eukaryota; Metazoa; Chordata; Actinopteri; Syngnathiformes; Syngnathidae. The record is from RefSeq and is a predicted model, not a curated record.
CUUAUAGAUUAAAAAAUAGCAUCAAAUACCUCAACCAUUCACCUUUUCUUAAGCCCAGGAAACGGACUUUGAGUGUGGAGCGAUGGCGUGUUAUCUGAAGUGAAGAUUGAAGACGUGCUAGAAGAUGGACGACUACUGCUAUGCUAAGAUGGCGACGUCCGCUAAAAGAGAAGAUGAAAGAGAAUCAGCGCCACCAACGGAGAACAAUCUGAAAAGCGAAGAUGAAGACGUCCAGCAGAUGAUCGGUAAUCCAGAGAAGGUUUCCCCUCAGUUAGGGGGGAGCUCCACUUUGAAGCAGGAGACUCCACAACCACCCUGCAUUAAAAAGGAAGAGGAGGAACUCUGCAUCACUCAGGAGGGAGAGUGUCUUCUAGGACGAGAGGAAGCUGAUUACACCAAGUUGCCACUGAGUAUUCUCUCUGUGAAGACUGAAGAUGAUGAAGAGAAACCACAAGUAGACAACCUCUUCGCUCCACUAUCAGAUAGUGAGGCUGAAGACGAGGUUGAAGAACCUUUGAGCAGCGAUAAAGACUGUGAAGGUGAUAUGAGGACUCACACUGACAACAAACACUCUGAAUGCUCUUCAAAAAAGAGAGGUGAAACAUGUUUGAGCUGCUCAGUUUGUGCUAAAAGCUUUUCUGUUAAGAGCAUGUUGACUCGACACAUAAGAACACACCCAGGAGAAAAAACAUUUAAUUGUUCAGUUUGUGGCAAAAGCUUUUCUGUUAAGAGGAAUUUGACUCAACACAUGAUAACACACACAGGAGAAAAUUCAUUUAAUUGUUCAGUUUGUGACAAAAGCUUUUCUCGAAAUAGCUCUUUGACUGAACACAUGAGAACACACACAGGUGAAAAACCAUUUAUUUGUUCAGUUUGUGGCAAAGGUUUUUCUCGAAGUAGCCAUGUGACUCAACACAUGAGAACACACACAGAUGAAAAACCAUUUAAUUGUUCAGUUUGUGGCAAAAGCUUUUCUCAAAAUUGCCAUUUGACUCAACACAUGAGAACACACACAGGUGAAAAAAUAUUUAAUUGUUUAGUUUGUGGCAAAAGCUUUUCUCAAAAUUGCCGUUUGACUCUACACAUGAGAAUACACACAGGUGAAAAAACAUGUAAUUGUUCAUUUUGUGGCAAAAUCUUUUAUCGAAAUGUGUCUUUGACUCAACACAUGAGAACACACACAGGUGAAAAACCAUUUAACUGUUCGAUUUGUGGUGAAAACUUUUCUAUUAAGAGCCGUUUAAAUGAACACAUGAGAACACACACAGGUGAAAAACCAUUUAGUUGUUCAGUGUGCUGUAAAAGGUUCCCACGUAAUGCAGACGCAGUAAAACACAUUAGAACGCACAAGGCAAAAUAACCAAUUAGCUGUUUAGUUUGUGGUAUGUUGCUCAUAUGUGGCGACAUCCACCCUACCCAGGACCUCCUCACUGCUUCUUUCACAAAUAUCUGAGGUAUUCAUACAAACUUGGAUUAUUUGGAGCAUAAUCUUAUCUACUCAUGACCCCAUGUCUUCUCUGUAUCUGAAACCUUCCUGAACAGUAAGAUAGAUGAUGCUUCAAGUGCUUGGUUACUCCUUCUUCAGUCCAGGGACCUGGGGCCUCAUGUGUCAAGAGGUACACGGUAAAGCGGGGCUGUGACUCCUCCCCCUCCACCCAACGUAAAACAGGAGUAAAAUAAGCAAUCAGUAACCCCACUUAAAAUGCAGCAUGAGACACUGCACACUGAUAUAGUUCUGUGAAAAUGAUUGUCUUCUGUGCAAAUGUAAAGAAAGUGAACAGUGUGUGAUUUACUGCAAUACUGUCAGUCUUUGAACUUUUUAUUUGUGCUUUGUUGAAAUUGUUCACACAUUGCACAGCUUUUAUUUUUCUAUCAUUACACAUUAUGUCUAGAAGACAGGAAGUAACUCAACACUCUUGAAUAGUUUCUACCUCAGUUUGUAUGGUUUGUUGAGUUAGCACAGGAUUAAUAUGUGGAAAUGACAAAUGUGGUCGUUGAUACAUAGAAUACUUUUUAUUCAUGCUUUAUUUAGUUUUUUGUUCAAUCCAAGAUGUGUUAUUUGCUUUGUAGAAACACUGAGAUUAAGUCUAAAUUCAUUGUGUUCUUCAAGGUGUUUUUGAAAAUGCACCAUUUUCUUCCUGUAAAUGUUUAACUAACUUGAAGUGUUUUGUCAAGAGGAUUAUUUGUGAUAUGUACAUUUUCAGAAUGUGCUUGUUCUA